AUGGAGGAGGGAAGAUUCCACUGCAGAGUGCUGCAGGCGGUGGUAGUUGAGAUAUUGAAUCAGGUGGGGUUUGAAAGGGCAAGCAAGCAGUCGCUCCAGGUGAUUGUCGAUCUUACCAUGAACCAGCUGAACAGACAGUUGCUGUCCAUUAAACGGUCUCUGAGCGAAACAGAGCUGGGAGAAGCGUACAACACAGCAGGGCUAGAGAAGAAGCCGCUUGAUGAAGAGCUCGUGGAGACACUUCUGCAGACGAUAGUGGAAGAGUCCGCGGGCUCUGAAAGCUCCUACAGAAGGGAAGAGCUCGUUUCAUUCCUGCAAUACCAGCUGAACAUAACGAAGCAAAUAAAAAAAGAAGUGUCGCCCAAAGAAGAGUCUCUCCUGGAAAUACUCCGAGUGGGCGAUCAGAUAAAGCCGAUACUGCAUGAAGACAGGGGAAUAAUCGACUUCACGGGAGAGGAAGAAGGAGAGAAGAAGGCGCCAGUGGAGAAGAAGUAUCUGGACCAAGACGUGCAGGACCAUCUCAGAGAAAGAGCGAGCAUUCCAUACGAGAAGCCAAAGAGCAGAAAUAGAAGAGCAGAGAAUCCAGCGGAAGAUGAAGAGGAAGACGUGCGGCUGGAAGAUCCGCUGAUAGAAGUAAACGCGGAGAAGAAAGAGUAUUUAAUACGAAGCAACAUGAGAGACUACGAGCACAUGCUGAACAAGAAGAGACUAACGACGCAGCACUGCACGCCGUGCGAUACACAGGAUGAAAUACCCUUUUUGGAAGACAUUCUGUCGCUGAGCACACUCAGAAAAAUAUCAAAAAAACCAAAACCACCAAGAGAAAAGAAAAACACAAAGGAUGCCAGAAACGAAGAAGUGCCUGUUUAG
This is a messenger RNA of Nematocida minor, 870 nucleotides long. RefSeq lists its product as uncharacterized. The transcript has a single exon. The record is from RefSeq and is a predicted model, not a curated record. Lineage: Eukaryota; Fungi; Microsporidia. The coding region runs from base 1 to 870 and encodes 289 amino acids.